Arctia plantaginis is the source of this 3222-nucleotide messenger RNA. NCBI's taxonomy places the organism in Eukaryota, Metazoa, Arthropoda, Insecta, Lepidoptera, Erebidae. The record is from the annotation of a GenBank genome assembly.
AUGGCCACCGUUAAGAAUAUACAAAAUAAUAAAACGGAUGAUCUUAAGACCUUAAAUGUAGACAUUGACAAUCUCCAAGACAAAAAAGUCAAUGGGAAUGAACGGGAUUUAAACUUAAACGGAGAUUCUAAAGGUGACGGAAGGGAAGAAGUUAUUACUGAAAUAGAUGACACUUCAGCUGAUGUGCCGAUGACCACAAGUAACAAUGAGGUAGAAUUGAGUGAAACUCCGACACAUGAAAAUGAAGAAAUAAAUGAAAAAUCUCUAAACGGUUUCAAUAGCUCAGACUUAGUUCAAAAUGAUAUUAUGGAAAUUGAUGAAAGUAAAGAAACAUUAGAAGAAGAUUACUUAGAAGAUGACAUAAUAAGUAUUGUUGAAGAACCCAGAACAGAAGUAACUGAAAAUGUAAUUUUCGAGACACAUGAUGUAACUGUCAAAGAUGAGGUUGAUGAUGGUAAAAAAGAACUUAUAAAAAUCGAGGAAAUUGCUGUAGUUGAUGUAAUUAAAGAUGAAGAAGAAGUUAAAGUAGAAGCCGAAUCUAACCCUGAACAAAGUGUAAAAGAUGUAGAACUACAAACGCCGAUAGAGGAAAAUGAUACUGAUCAUGUCAUGUCAGAAAGUCAAGAAACGUGUCCCAUUCAGGGCAAAAAGGAAACACACAAAUUAACAACGCAAGAGGAAGACGAAGUGAUAAUUGAGAAAACAGAUUCAGUCAGUGUUCAAAAUGAAUCUUCAAUUGUAUCAUCAUUGAAUGGCAAUGAUAAAAUUGAUGUUAUUGAUGAGUCAGACAGUUCCCACGUUCCAAUUAAUGAAAUAAAUGAAACAGAAUCAGUAAAAACUACAGAAAACAAUGAAAUAGUAGGAGUUAUUCUAGAGGCAAAUCAUUCUCUCGCCUGUGAAAAAAAUAUAGUGUCACCAACAGAACAAUCAAAAGAAGAUGAAAUUCAAGUAGUAGAAGAAACUAAAAUUACCCCGGCAAUAAUAGAAGAUGAAAAUGGUCAUAUUGACAUUGCAGAAGAGACAGAAGGACAUUCUAUACAAAGCAAUAAUAUAAUAGACAUAGAAAUUCAGAAAGAGACUGAAAGUACGAAACAUAUAACAGAUACACUAGUUUCGCCUUCUAGUGAAACUCAUGAUAUUGAAAUCAUUGAAGAUUUAAAUAAAGCUGGGGAUCAAGAUAAAAACGAAACGGAAUCAUAUAAAGAAGUAAAAGAAACCGAGAAUACUAUAGAGCCUGAGGAAAAUGUAAAUACUGAAAAGACGUGUGAAACUUCAAAAUGUGAGUCUGAUGUACAAGAAUCAAAUACAAACGCAAUUAAUACUCAUAUUGAUAAACCAUUUAUGGAAGUAGAAAAAAUAACAGAAGUUGCUGCAAUCGCGGCAGAACCUAAAAGCAGUAAUAAAGAUGAUACGGACGUGAAUCGCUCCACCCCUGUUAAUGUUACCACUGUAAAUAUCAUAGACAAACCCAUUAUUUGUAAAUUAUCUAAUACACUUGAUAUUUUAUCUGAUGAUGAUGAAGAUCCUCCUCAAAUGAGCUUUGAGAAGACGAAACCUCCAAAGGUCGACUCACCAAAACCUCCAAAAGACGCAAAUAAUAAAUGUAUUGAUCUCGAAGAUGAUGAUGAUAUCAUGGUAAUUGAUGAAGAUGCAGACAAGACUGAAACCAAAUCACCUGAAGAUACUGAAGUAAAUAAAGAAACCACUGUACAAACGGAUACAAAUACAGAUUUAGGAAAUGAUGAGAAAACUGGACAAGAAACUGUAUUUGAGUCACACGAUAAGGAAGAAACCACCACACCCUCGGCCGCAGGCAAGGAUUUAAAUAUGGAAAUUGAUAUUAGGGAGAAAACUCCUGAGUCUGAAAUUAACAAAGAUCAGCCCCUGCCGCCUCUGAUCCCAGGUAAUUUUGUGAAAACUGCCAAAAAGAAACUAUCUGAUAUGACAAGGGAUGACCUAGAAGAAUUCUGCAUAUUGAAAAUAGUAGAAGGCAUAGUUGACCGGAGCAAUUUAAAUGAUAUACAGAAUAAAUUGAAAUCUAUGACACACGGUCUCGACGAGUAUAGAAAGAAAGUUAUGAUGCUUGCAAAGCAGAACAGAGAUCUUCAACUAGUUUUAAAAUCUGUACAAGAGGAACAGAAGAAAGGCAGUGGUGGCACGCCAAUAGCACCUCUGAAGAUAACCCGUUCUGUAGGCAUGCAAGUAUAUAUGGAGAAGAUACCCCCUCGAAAGAAAGGACAACUGCAGAAUAGUAACAACAAAAACUUAAAUAAUACUCAGAAUAAAAACUUGAUGCCCUUAGGUCAAGGUAUUCGCUCACAAAAACAAGUUAGCCAGUCCACGACCAUACCAGUUCCGAGACUUGUCCCUGCAAGUAACCCUGCAUUGAAAACUCCUAACACUAUACCUCAGAUCAAUCAAAUGAACACCACCCCUGUUAAGAACAUCAAUCCACCAAACGGAAUAAUUAAAACCCCUUCGCCUGCUAUGAGAGCGGAAAAAAGACAGCACAAUAAAGUGGCAUCAUCAAUGACAGUGGAUUUGACCGAUGAUGAACCUCCAACAAAAAUGCCCGGCGGACCUAAAACUUCGCCAGUCCCGCCGGUUAGAUUAGUACCACCACAAAACUUAAUGGGACCCCAGCGGCAACCAUUUGCUACUAACGUAAACAGUCCGAGGAAAGUGUACAUCCCCAUUAGUGGACCACAGAAUCAAGCUUUGAGGCCGGGACAAACUAUUAUGUUAAAAACAGUUCCAGCAUCGGGUAUAAGGCCGAGAACACCUCAAGUAGCGAGAGGUGACCCUAAUGCAGCGAGAAUGGCCAGAAUAGCACCUAGACACCCAGCGCCUUUACCAUGUGCUAUGAAACAGUACCAGCCACCGAAUUGGAAAUCGUUACCUCCAGCACCAGACCUCAAACUAUCUAAAGUGGAAAAUGGCAUAGUCAUAUCAUGGAAAAUAGAGAGCUCACUAGAAGAUAGUUACGAAGAAAUCGCUAGCUAUCAGCUAUAUGCCUAUCAGGAGACCUCACAGCCACCUAGUACGUCACUGUGGAAAAAAAUUGGAGAUGUUAAAGCUUUACCUUUGCCAAUGGCUUGUACAUUGACCCAAUUUAUGGCUGGCUUCAAAUACUAUUUCGCUGUGAGGGCCGUUGACAUUAGAUCUCGUUUCGGUCCCUUCAGCUUACCCGGUAGUAUACUUCUCCUAAAUAAAAAUAUAUAA